Messenger RNA from Melopsittacus undulatus (budgerigar), 3096 nucleotides. It is a transcript of the gene RAG1, whose product is annotated as recombination activating 1. Gene Ontology annotation, biological process: V(D)J recombination; adaptive immune response; pre-B cell allelic exclusion. The coding region runs from base 1 to 3096 and encodes 1031 amino acids. The record is from RefSeq and is a predicted model, not a curated record. The transcript has a single exon. Lineage: Eukaryota; Metazoa; Chordata; Aves; Psittaciformes; Psittaculidae. Gene Ontology annotation, cellular component: endodeoxyribonuclease complex; DNA recombinase complex; nucleus. Gene Ontology annotation, molecular function: metal ion binding; double-stranded DNA endonuclease activity; sequence-specific DNA binding.
AUGUCAGUAGCAUCACAAAUGGACCUGCCUGAAGAAAUUCAGCAUCUGUAUACCAAUUUUUCUGAAUGGAAAUUCAAGCUGUUUAAAGUGAGAUCAUUUGAAAAACUGCCUUCUGGUGACAUAAACACGGGUAAGGCAGAAGUUGCUUCUUCAAGGAAAGAAAUCAUAUUGUGUAAAGAUGAAGCACUGCCAAGAGGAGAAAACAUGGACUUAAUGGGCAAUAGGCAGGCACUUGAGAAUUAUGACAAAAACAUGAAAACACAAGACAAUAAAGCACACCAGAACAAUCUGAAGCAACUUUGCCGCAUCUGUGGAGCUUCAUUUAAAACUGGUUGUUACAAGAGAACUCACCCAGUACAUGGGCCGGUAGACGAUGAAACUCUGUGGCUUCUAAGGAAGAGAGAGAAAAAAGCAACCUCUUGGCCAGAUCUUAUCUCUAAGGUUUUUAAGAUUGAUGUGCGAGGGGAUGUUGAUAGUAUCCAUCCCACUCGAUUUUGUCAUGAUUGUUGGAGCAUUAUCCAUAGAAAAUUCAGUAAUACUCCAUAUAAAGUAUGUUUUUCUAGGAACAGCACGAAGGAGUGGCAACGCCACUCUCCAAACUGUGAUGUGUGCCACACUACCCGUCAGGGAGUCAAGAGGAAAAGCCAGCCACCCAGUGUACAAUAUGGCAAGCCUGCAAAGACCAUUGCAGAAUGUGCUCAAAUAAACAGAAAUGUAAAGAACCAAGCACAGAUAAACAAACAUUUAAUGAAAGAGAUUGUCAGUUGCAAGAAUAUACAUCUCAGCACCAAGCUUCUUGCAGUUAAUUACCCUGUAGAUUUCAUUAAAUCUAUCUCUUGCCAGAUCUGUGAGCAUAUUUUAGCAGAUCCAGUGGAAACAUCAUGUAGGCACUUGUUUUGCAGAACCUGCAUCCUUAAAUGUUUCAAGGUUAUGGGCAGCUAUUGCCCCUCCUGCUGGUAUCCUUGCUUCCCUACUGAUCUGGUCACCCCAGUGAAAUCAUUCCUGAACAUCCUUGAUAAUCUGGGUAUAAGAUGCACUGUAAAGGAAUGUGAGGAAGAGAUUUUGCACAAAAAAUACGGUCAGCACCUCUCCAGCCACAAGGAGAUGAAAGACAGAGAGCUCUACAGCCACAUAAAUAAAGGUGGCCGACCAAGGCAGCAUCUCCUGUCUUUGACCAGGAGAGCUCAGAAACAUCGUCUGAGAGAACUGAAGCGCCAAGUCAAGGCUUUUGCUGAGAAAGAAGAGGGAGGUGAUAUAAAAUCUGUAUGCAUGACUUUGUUUCUGCUAGCUUUAAGAGCAAAAAAUGAGCACCGACAAGCAGAUGAAUUGGAGGCUAUAAUGCAAGGGAGGGGAUCUGGACUUCACCCUGCAGUCUGCUUGGCAAUCCGAGUCAAUACGUUUCUCAGCUGUAGCCAGUAUCAUAAAAUGUAUAGAACAGUAAAAGCUGUCACUGGAAGGCAGAUCUUUCAGCCUUUGCAUGCUCUUCGCACUGCUGAGAAAGCCCUCCUACCAGGUUAUCAUCCAUUUGAGUGGAAACCUCCCUUGAAAAAUGUAUCCACUAACACAGAAGUGGGAAUUAUUGAUGGACUAUCAGGAUUGCCACUCUCAAUUGAUGACUACCCCGUAGACACAAUUACAAAGAGGUUUCGGUAUGAUGCAGCCUUGGUUUGUGCCUUAAAGGACAUGGAGGAGGAGAUCUUGGAAGGCAUGAAAGCAAAAAACCUGGAUGACUAUUUGAAUGGUCCCUUCACUGUGGUAGUGAAAGAGUCCUGUGAUGGAAUGGGAGAUGUCAGUGAAAAGCAUGGAAGUGGGCCUGCUGUCCCAGAAAAGGCUGUUCGCUUUUCUUUCACAGUCAUGAGCAUUGCUAUAGCACAUGGGAAUGAAAGCAAGAGAAUCUUUGAAGAAGUAAAGCCCAAUUCAGAGCUGUGUUGCAAGCCCUUGUGCCUUAUGCUGGCUGAUGAAUCAGACCAUGAAACUCUGACGGCAAUCCUGAGCCCCCUCAUAACAGAAAGAGAGGCUAUGAAAAACAGUGAACUGCUACUUGAAAUGGGAGGCAUCCUGAGAACAUUCAGAUUCAUCUUCAGGGGUACAGGGUAUGAUGAGAAACUUGUGCGGGAAGUGGAAGGGCUGGAAGCCUCAGGUUCCACUUACGUUUGUACCCUGUGUGACGCAACCCGUCUGGAGGCAUCCAAGAAUGUGGUCUUCCAUUCCAUAACCAGGAGCCAUGCUGAAAAUCUGGAGCGAUAUGAAAUAUGGAGGUCCAACCCAUAUCAUGAAUCUGUUGAUAAGCUCCGUGACAGAGUGAAGGGUGUUUCAGCCAAACCUUUUAUAGAGACCGUUCCCUCCAUAGAUGCGCUGCACUGCGACAUUGGCAAUGCAGCAGAAUUCUACAGGAUUUUCCAGAUGGAGAUCUGUGAAGCUUAUAAGAAUCCUGAUGUGUCUAAAGAAGAGAGGAAGAGAUGGCAGUUGGCUCUUGACAAACACCUCAGGAAGAAGAUGAACUUGAAGCCUAUGAUGAGGAUGAGUGGAAAUUUUGCUAGAAAGCUCAUGUCCAAAGAGACAGUAGAGGCAGUAUGUGAAUUAAUAAAGUGUGAAGAAAGGCAUGAGGCCCUAAAAGAACUAAUGGACCUUUAUCUGAAGAUGAAGCCAGUGUGGCGAUCCUCAUGCCCUGCUAAGGAAUGUCCAGAAUUGCUGUGCCAGUAUAGCUAUAAUUCACAGCGUUUUGCCGAGCUCCUAUCUACAAAGUUCAAGUACAGAUAUGAAGGCAAGAUUACAAAUUAUUUCCACAAAACCCUUGCUCAUGUUCCUGAAAUCAUUGAAAGAGAUGGGUCCAUUGGGGCCUGGGCAAGUGAAGGAAAUGAGUCUGGAAACAAACUGUUUAGGAGGUUCCGAAAAAUGAAUGCCAGGCAGUCCAAAUGCUAUGAGAUGGAGGAUGUCCUGAAGCAUCACUGGCUAUAUACCUCAAAGUACCUCCAGAAAUUUAUGAAUGCUCAUAAAACAUUAAGAAACCAGGGCUUCACCACUGAUCCAGAGGAUACUUUAGAUGACUCCGUGCCACUGGAUAUCUUGGAAAGCAACAGUUCAGGGGAAGUCUAA